Molecule: messenger RNA, 1292 nt
Organism: Cololabis saira (Pacific saury)
Lineage: Eukaryota; Metazoa; Chordata; Actinopteri; Beloniformes; Belonidae
Gene: crybb1l1
Product: crystallin, beta B1, like 1
Exons: 6
Coding region: 101-763 (220 amino acids)
Biological process (GO): lens development in camera-type eye; visual perception
Molecular function (GO): structural constituent of eye lens
Source: RefSeq, a predicted model, not a curated record
UCUCCUGUGAGCGCCAGCGUAUAAAAGGGAGGAGCACUCUCUGAGUCCUACACAUUCUGAGUGAGGAUCAGCGCAGGCAUUGCACACACACACAGUAAUCAUGUCCAGUGGAGAUUCCAAGUCCAAGACUUCUUCCCAGACCGACGGGAAGGCCGCUCAGAGCAAGAAGUCUGAGAUGGGAAUGAACGCCUACAAGAUGUACGUGUUCGACCAGGAGAACUUCCAGGGUCGCAUGAUUGAGAUCAGCAACGAGUGCAUGAAUGUGUGUGAGAUGGGCAUGGACCGUGUGCGUUCCCUGCGUGUUGAGUGCGGACCCUUCGUGGGAUUCGAGCAGAUGAACUUCUGUGGUGAGAUGUACAUCCUGGAGAAGGGAGAGUACCCCCGCUGGGAUUCCUGGAGCAACUGCCAGAAGAACGACUACCUGCUGUCUUUCAGGCCCGUGAAGAUGGACCCUGAGAAGCACAAGAUCUGCCUGCACGAGGUGGGAGAGUUCAAGGGCCGCAAGAUGGAGAUCAUGGACGAUGACGUUCCCAGCCUGUUCUCCUACGGCUUUACCGACAGAGUUGGCAGCAUCAUUGUCAGCUGCGGAACCUGGGUGGGAUACCAGUUCCCUGGAUACCGUGGCAGCCAGUACCUGCUGGAGAAGGGAGAGUACAGGCACUUCAACGAGUUUGGUGCCCGCCAUCCUCAGUUCCAGUCCGUGAGGCGUAUCCGUGACAUGCAGUGGCACCAGCAGGGCUGCUACACCAUGGCCAGCAAGUGAGGCUCAGGGAAGGAGAGAAAGAGAAAGAGCGGAUAUGAGGGAGAGGGGCGGAGGAAGAGGGAAAGGGGAAGAGAUGUGUGAGGCCUUUAUCUCAGUAACUUCAAGAGGUCUAAGAUCUAACGCAGUGAGGGGAAGGGUGAGGAUCUGUUUCUGCCCCUGAAUUGAGACAUCACCUCCGUGGAAGGACCAGCUGGGCCUGAGGAAAACCACCAGACCACCCUUCAUCCCUCUCUGUCUCUACUUUUCUCUUUCUCCCCUAUGGGCUGAGCUUUGCUUACCUCCCUCCUUUGUCCUUUUUUAAAAAUCCCCUCAUUCCACAGUCCUUUGAGACACCAAAGAGGGAGCAGGACACCUCUUGCUGUUUUACACACAAUUCUCGGCUCAGGGUUUGAUGUACCAUGGGAAACCAUGACCCACGGACUCCUCAAAGUCCCCUGUCCCUGUCUUCUAGCCCCUGUGCAUCGCACACCCUCUCUGCUGUACAGAAUCCUGGCCAAGUUUUCAAUAAAAACCUAAAUCUGAAUUUCAA